AUGAAUGGGGGUGAAGGGAGGAGGUUGGGCGGUGGGAGGGCACGGGGACCCGAGGUCGAGUUGCAAGAGGGUCGAUUUCCUCCCCAGCCCCCCACCCCCGCCCCGGGGAAAGCAGACUGCGCUCGACGCCUGCGGAUCCGAGCUCUGGGGUCUUGCGGGAAGGAAACCACAGCCCUGACCGCCCCCCCCCCCGCCACAGUUGCCAGGACAGUGUUCCCCUCCGGGGGCCACCUAAGGGCGCGUGGAGGCGGGAGGCCCCCUGGAGAGGUCCCUGCGUCCGCUCUGCGGGUCCCCAACGCGGCGCGGGCUACGACUGCGCUGUGCCCUGGGCUUAACCUCAAAAGCACUGGGUGCUGCUGGGAGCGCAGGGUCCCGCGUAGGGUUCCAUCCUCCGGGAGCUGGCUGCCCUCGCCCCGCCCGACGGGACCCUCCCUACACCGCCCGGCGACACUUCACCGCGACUUCCCUGCGCCCGGCUGCUCUCCCCCAGCCGUGAUCGCUCCCCCUGAGCUCCCGCGCCUACGCUUGGGCCCUCUCGGUCCACGCCUGGGGCCAGCCAAGCGCGGAUUGCGUUCGUCGCUCUCUGGGUUGGGAGGCACUGGCGUUAGCGGUUUGAUGAAGCUUCCGCUACAAGGCUCUGAGGUCUGCUACAUCAAGGGCAUUGUGAAGGACAUCAUCCACGAUCCGGGCCGCGGUGCACCCCUUACCAAGGUCGUCUUCCAGGAUCUGUACAGGUUUAAGAAGCGGACGGAGCUGUUCAUUACCGCCGAGGGCAUCCACACCUGCCAGCUCAACAUAGGCAAUGUGCUCCGGGUGGGCACUAUGCCCGAGGGCACUAUUGUGUGCUGUCUGGAAGAGAAGCCUGGUGACUGGGGCAAGCUGGCUUGAGCCUCUGGAAACUAUGCCACGGUCAUCUCCUACAACCCAGAGACCAAGAAGACCCGAGUGAAGCUGCCCUCAGGCUCAAAGAAGGUCAUUUCUUCAGCCAACAGAGCUGUGGUCGGUGUGGUGGCUAGAGGUGGCCACAUUGACAAGCCCAUUCUGAAGACUGGCCGUGCCUACCACAAGCAUAAGGCAAAGAGGAAUUGCUGGCCACGUGUGCGGGGUGUGGCCGUGAACCCUGUGGAGCAUCCUUUUGGAGGUGGCAACCGCCAGCACAUCGGCAAACCUUCUGCUAUCCAUGGGGAUGCCCCUGCUGGCCACAAAGUGGGUUUUAUUGCUGCCGGCUGGACCAGGCAUCUCCGGGGAGCCAAGACUGUGUGGGAGAAAGAGAACUAG
Messenger RNA from Callorhinus ursinus (northern fur seal), 1278 nucleotides. RefSeq lists its product as uncharacterized. Gene Ontology annotation, cellular component: cytosolic large ribosomal subunit; ribosome. Gene Ontology annotation, molecular function: RNA binding; structural constituent of ribosome. Gene Ontology annotation, biological process: cytoplasmic translation. The record is from RefSeq and is a predicted model, not a curated record. Lineage: Eukaryota; Metazoa; Chordata; Mammalia; Carnivora; Otariidae.